UUUAAUUCGUUGCAGGUACUACAACUUUCUCGAGAUGAUGCUGCAAAGGGCUCAUACUCGCCAAAUCAGAGCUAUCUUCUUUAAUGUUUUUCUUGUUGGAGUCACGUUAUCAAUCUGUCAAGAUGUUGCUAAAGCGGACGAGGUGCCAGCAUUUUUCUUGAAGAUCGCCAAAGUUCCAGCUUUACCUCGAGUAGGCCGGAGCGGCUUUGAGAAUUUCUUUUACAAAGCCGAAAAGCAUAUACCUCGCAUUGGCAGAAAUAAUCAGCAGUCAACCAAUCCUCUGCACGAUCAGGAAUCUUACUCCGGUAUAACUAAAAGGCGCAUAGAACAUCCAAAAGUAGAAGAAUGGUCCUGGCAAAAUUUUCCAUUGGCGAUUGAAGGUCCAAAGGAGCUAUGGCGAACACUAGCUGGAUAUUCACAGAAUGGCGAUGACAUCGAGAACGAAGUAUGGCAGAGGAAGAAAAGAACCGGAACUGGACCAAUGAUCACGCAAACAAAGUAGAAUAAAUGCUUCAUCACUUCGCAAACGUUAUACAGUGUUUAAUGCUAUAUGGUGACGGGAAAUGAUGAAAAAUAAUAAAU
This is a messenger RNA of Linepithema humile (Argentine ant), 582 nucleotides long. It is a transcript of the gene ETH, whose product is annotated as Ecdysis triggering hormone. The record is from RefSeq and is a predicted model, not a curated record. Lineage: Eukaryota; Metazoa; Arthropoda; Insecta; Hymenoptera; Formicidae.